Molecule: messenger RNA, 11160 nt
Organism: Corythoichthys intestinalis (scribbled pipefish)
Lineage: Eukaryota; Metazoa; Chordata; Actinopteri; Syngnathiformes; Syngnathidae
Gene: sptbn1
Product: spectrin, beta, non-erythrocytic 1
Exons: 43
Coding region: 1311-8390 (2359 amino acids)
Biological process (GO): actin cytoskeleton organization; protein localization to plasma membrane
Cellular component (GO): plasma membrane; cell junction; spectrin
Molecular function (GO): structural constituent of cytoskeleton; actin filament binding; phospholipid binding
Source: RefSeq, a predicted model, not a curated record
AUUGUAUAUACAGUCCCUGACAAAAGUCUUGUCGCUUAUCAAUUUUGUAGAAAGAAUUGCUAAUAACCUUACUUUUAAUCAUUCAAUUGGUUUCAGAAAUGGCUCAUAUGAAAGCUAAGUGCCUCCCAAAUGAUGUUGAAUGUACAAAAAUAUAUUUGUUUCACUGAGAAAAGAUUUAUCAUUUAAUGAAGACAUAAAGGUCAAAUUUUGGCAAGACAAAAGUUUUGUCGCCUACAGAAAUUAGUAUGAAAAUUGAACAAAAAAUGUACUUCAAAUACAAAAAUAUGUUGAAUAACAUAAGUGAAUUAAGUAGUGGAGCUGUGAGAUCCAAAUUUAAUAUUUUGUAUGACUUCCAUGGGCUACGGCAAGGAAUCAUACAAUUUGUUGAAGUCAUCAGGAACAUCAAAGAAAGCAGUCUUGCAUGCCUCCCAGAGUUCAUCAACAUUCUUGGGUUUCGUCUUCCAUGCUUCCUCUUUCAUCCUACCCAACCUACCUAAUAAAUAAUAAAUAAAUAAUAAAUAAUAAAAAUGUGUUCAUAAUUUCACACAUAAGUCGCUCCUGAGUAUAAGUCGCACCACCAGCCAAACUAUGAAAAAAAAAACUGCGAUUUAUAGUCCGAAAAAUACGGUAGUUCAAGUUCAAAUACGUUUAAUCUAUUAAUACAUUUUAGUGAAAUAUAUUUUAUAAUGCAAAUUGAACUCCAUUAAAACCGCAUUAUCCAUUUAUUAUUUAAAAAAACAUUUGAACGGUAACAAGUUAUAUUUACCUAUUAAAAGUAGAGCGGAUGAUCAAAAAAGUACAACUAAAAACACCUUUAGUAGUAUUUGCAUGUUCGUGAAGCUUUCCUUUCUUUGUGUGUUUGCCCCGGUCCGGACCCCGCCUCUUACGCCCGGAAGGCGCGCCGCCAUUGGCCGAGGGCUUUUAGCGGCCGCUCCCUCUCUUUACCGACCCCUCCCCCCUUCACCCCCACCUUCCCCCGCGCUGCCCCGCGGAGGUGUUUUCAGUCGGGAGCUUUUCAGUGUGCGAGCGAGCGAGCGUCUCGCUGGAGGACAAACGCCGUCCUUCCUUCCUUCUGUCUUUUCCUCCCUUCUUCUUCUUUCUCUCCCUCCAUCCUCUCAUCCGCCCAUCUCCAUUGUGUUUCCGCCGCAUACUCGCAACGCUUUGGUUGACUGGCGCGCACAUGGAUGCUCACGCCUGGAUUUGUCCUCCUGGACCGAAGCUCCUGAAACGGAUGGAUUAAUCUUGGCGUGCAGAAGGUUUUCAAAAAUUAUUAUCAGUGACGAUUUCAGGACUAGAAGUCCUGAAGCGAUAUGGAGUUUCAGAGCGCUACCGGCACCCUCUCCGCUUCCCUUUCCCCUACCUUGGAUUAUGCUGGCCCGCUUUCCCCUUCUUCUCCUUCGGGGGUCCCCGGUCCGGCGCGGGGGUCAAGCCCGGGGCCCGGCGGGGGCGGCGGCUUCUCGGCCCAGGCAGCCUUCAACUACAACCAGCUGGAGGGACGCUUCAAACAGCUGCAAGACGAGCGUGAGGCCGUCCAGAAGAAGACCUUCACCAAAUGGGUCAACUCUCACCUCUCGCGCGUUUCCUGUCGCAUCACCGACCUCUAUGUGGACCUCAGGGAUGGACGCAUGCUCAUCAAGCUGCUGGAGGUCCUCAGCGGAGAGAGGCUGCCCAAGCCCACCAAAGGCCGCAUGAGGAUCCACUGCCUGGAGAAUGUGGACAAGGCCCUCCAGUUCCUCAAGGAGCAGCGCGUCCACCUGGAGAACAUGGGCUCACAUGACAUCGUGGACGGAAACCACCGCCUGACGCUAGGGCUCAUCUGGACCAUCAUCCUGCGUUUCCAGAUCCAAGACAUCAGCGUGGAGACGGAGGACAACAAAGAGAAGAAAUCAGCCAAAGACGCUCUGCUGCUCUGGUGUCAGAUGAAGACGGCCGGAUAUCCAAACGUGAACAUCCACAACUUCUCCACCAGCUGGCGCGACGGGAUGGCCUUCAACGCCAUCAUCCACAAACACAGGCCGGACUUGAUCGACUUCGACAAGCUGAAAAAGUCCAACGCUCACUACAACCUGCAGAACGCCUUCAACCUGGCCGAGGCGCACCUGGGCCUCACCAAGCUGCUGGACCCUGAAGACAUCAGCGUGGACCACCCCGAUGAGAAGUCCAUCAUUACCUACGUGGUCACCUACUACCACUACUUCUCCAAGAUGAAGGCUCUCAAAGUGGAAGGCAAGCGCAUCGGCAAGGUUCUCGACAACGCCAUCGAGACAGAGAAGAUGGUGGACAAGUACGAGUCGCUGGCUUCGGAUCUGCUGGAGUGGAUCGAGCAGACCAUCAUCAUCCUCAACAAUAGGAAGUUUGCCAACUCGCUGGUGGGCGUCCAGCAACAGCUGCAGGCCUUCAACACCUACAGGACGGUGGAGAAGCCACCCAAGUUCACGGAGAAGGGCAACCUGGAAGUUCUUCUCUUCACCAUCCAGAGCAAAAUGAGAGCCAACAACCAGAAGGUCUACACGCCUCGCGAGGGGAAGCUCAUCUCCGACAUCAACAAGGCGUGGGAGCGUCUAGAGAAGGCGGAACACGAGCGUGAGUUGGCAUUGCGGACGGAGCUGAUCCGCCAAGAGAAGCUGGAACAGCUGGCCCGCCGCUUUGACCGCAAGGCUGCCAUGAGGGAGACCUGGCUCAGCGAGAAUCAGCGCCUGGUCUCGCAGGACAACUUCGGCUUCGACCUGCAGGCGGUAGAGGCGGCCACCAAAAAGCACGAGGCCAUCGAGACCGACAUCGCCGCCUACGAGGAACGCGUUCAGGCAGUGGUCUCGGUAGCCAAAGAGCUGGAGGCGGAGAGCUACCACGACAUCAAACGCAUCACAGCCAGAAAGGACAAUGUGAUCCGCUUGUGGGAGUACCUGCUAGAGCUCCUGAAGGCGCGGCGGUUGCGGUUGGAGCAGACUCUGGGCAUGCAGAGGGUCUUCCAGGAGAUGCUCUACAUCAUGGACUGGAUGGAUGAGAUGAAGAUGCUGCUGCUGUCUCAGGAUUACGGCAAACACCUCCUUGGCGUGGAGGACCUGCUGCAGAAGCACGCCUUGGUGGAGGCCGACAUCGGGAUCCAGGCCGACCGGGUCCGAAACGUUAACGCUAACGCGCAGAAGUUCGCCGUCGAAACCGAAGGGUACAAACCGUGCGACCCUCAGAUCAUCAAGGAACGGGUGGCCCACAUGGAAUUCUGCUACCAGGAACUCAGCCAGCUGGCCACCGAGCGCCGAGCUCGCCUGGAGGAGUCGCGCCGCCUCUGGAAAUUCUUCUGGGAAAUGGCCGAAGAGGAGGGCUGGAUCCGCGAGAAGGAGCAGAUCCUGUCGUCCGAAGACUACGGCAAGGACCUGACGGGCGCCCUGCGCCUGCUGAGUCAGCACAAGGCCUUCGAGGACGAAAUGAGCGGACGAGCCGCGCGCUUGCAGCAAACCAUCAAGCAGGGAGAGCUGCUGGUGGCGGAAGACCACUUCGGUGCCGACAAGAUUCGAGAACGCAUCCGGGACAUCCAGGAUCAGUGGGCAGCACUGGAACGACUCUCUGCCGUGCGCAAGUCUCGCCUGCAGGAGGCGUGCAACCAGCACCAGUUCCAAGCGGACGCCGACGACAUGGACACGUGGAUGCUGGACGCGCUGCGCAUCGUGUCCAGCGUGGACGUGGGCCACGACGAGUUCUCCACACAGGCGCUGGUGAAGAAGCAUAAGGACGUGGCGGAGGAGAUCGCCAGCUACCGGCCCGUCAUCGACGCCCUCCACGAGCAGGCGCGCACGCUGCCGCCCGAGAAGGCCGACUCAGAAGAGGUGCGGAGUCGCCUGGCGGGCAUCGAGGAGCGCUACAAGGAGGUGGUGGAGCUGGCGCGCCUGCGCAAACAAGCGCUCCAGGACGCGCUGGCCUUGUACAAGAUGCUGAGCGAGGCUAACGCCUGCGAGCUUUGGAUCGACGAGAAAGAGCAGUGGCUCAACGGCACGGACAUUCCCGAAAAGCUGGAGGACCUCGAGGUGGUCCAGCAUCGCUUUGAGAGCUUGGAGCCCGAGAUGAACAAUCAGGCCUCGCGGGUGGCCGUCGUCAACCAGGUCGCCAGGCAACUCGUCCACAGCGGACAUCCCGGCGAGAAGGAAAUCAAAUCCCAGCAGGACAAACUCAACACCAGGUGGAGUCAGUUCAGAGAUUUGGUGGACCAGAAGAAGGAAAGCCUCAGCUCCGCCUUGGGAGUGCAGAACUACCACUUAGAGUGCAACGAGACCAAAUCCUGGAUCAAGGAGAAGACCAAGGUGAUCGAGUCUACCCAGGAGCUGGGCAACGACCUGGCGGGAGUCAUGGCGCUUCAGAGGAAGCUGACCGGCAUGGAGCGAGACCUGGCCGCCAUCGAGGACAAAUUGGGCGAUCUGGGCAAGGAGGCCGAGCGCCUCUCCUCCGAACACCCCGAACAAUCCCAGGCCAUCAAGGGACGCCUGGACGAGAUCACGUCCGUGUGGGAGGAGAUGAAGGGCACCAUGAAGAACCGCGAGGAGUCCCUAGGCGAAGCCAGUAAGCUGCAGCAGUUUCUGCGGGAGUUGGACGACUUCCAGUCUUGGCUGUCGCGCACGCAGACGGCCAUCGCCUCGGAGGAUGUGGCCAACACGCUGGCCGAGGCCGAGAAACUGCUAGGCCAGCACGAGGGCCUGAAGAAGGAGAUCCGCAAUUACGAGGAGGACUAUCAGAAGAUGCGCGACAUGGGCGAGAUGGUGACGCGCGGCCAGACAGACGCGCAGUACAUGUUCCUGCGCCAGCGGCUGCAGGCCCUCGACACGGGCUGGAACGAGUUGCACAAGAUGUGGGAGAACCGACAGAACCUCUUGUCCCAGUCGCACUCCUACCAGCUCUUCCUCAGGGACACCAAGCAGGCUGAGGCCUUCCUCAACAACCAGGAAUACGUGCUGGCCCACACAGAGAUGCCGACCACCCUGGAGGGCGCCGAGGCAGCCAUUAAAAAGCAGGAAGACUUCAUGACCACCAUGGACGCCAACGAGGAGAAGAUCAGUGGCGUGGUGGACACCGGACGGCGCCUGGUUGCCGACGGCAACAUCAACACCGAGCGCAUCCAGGACAAGGUGGACUCCAUACACCAAAGACACCAGAAGAACCGAGCGGCCGCCAGCGAUCUACUCGCGAGACUGAAGGACAACCGAGACCUGCAGAAGUUCCUGCAAGACUGCCAGGAGCUGACCCUGUGGAUCAACGAGAAGAUGCUAACAGCUCAGGACAUGACGUACGACGAGGCGCGCAACCUCCAUAGCAAGUGGCUCAAGCACCAGGCCUUCAUGGCCGAGCUGCAGUCCAACAAGGAAUGGCUGGAUAAGAUCCAGAAGGACGGCACGGCACUGAUGGCGGAGAAGCCCGAGACGGAGGCCAUGGUGCGCGAGAAGCUGGCGUCGCUGAAGUCCAUGUGGGCGGAGCUGGAGUCCAGCACGCAGACCAAAGCCAAAUGCCUGUUUGACGCCAACAAGGCGGAGCUCUUCACGCAGAGCUGCGCCGACCUGGACAAGUGGCUGGCCGGCCUGGAGGGCCAGCUGCAGUCGGACGACUACGGCAAGGACCUGACCUCAGUCAACAUCCUGCUAAAGAAGCAGCAGAUGCUGGAGAGCCAGGUGGAGGUCCGCCAGAAGGAGGUGGACGAGCUGCAGGGCCAGUCACAGGCGCUGAGUCGGGAAGGCAAAGGCUCGGAGGAGGUGGACGGCCAGCGGAAGAACGUGGAGAGCAAGUUUGGCGCUCUGCGGGCGCCGCUCAAGAGUCGCAGGGACAACCUCAUGGCCUCCAGGGAGAUCCACCAGUUCAACCGCGACGUCGAGGAUGAGAUCCUGUGGGUGGAAGAGCGUAUGCCCUCGGCCACGUCCACAGACCAUGGACACAACCUGCAGACGGUGCAGCUCCUGAUCAAGAAGAACCAGACCCUCCAGAAGGAGAUCCAGGGCCACCAGCCGCGCUACGACGAUAUCUUUGAGCGCAGCCGGCACGUCCUGCGACAGGAGCGGCCCACGGCCGAGCCCAUCCGCCGCCGGCUGGAUGAGCUGCGCUCGCUGUGGGAGCGCAUCGGGAAGGAGACGGAGAAGCGCCACGCCCGGCUGGGCGAAGCGCACCAAGCGCAGCAGUACUACUUUGACGCCGCCGAGGCCGAAGCCUGGAUGAGCGAGCAGGAACUCUACAUGAUGUCAGAGGAGAAAGCCAAGGACGAACAGAGUUCCGUGGCCAUGUUGAAGAAGCAUCAGAUCCUGGAGCAGGCGGUGGAGGACUACGCCGACACCGUGCACCAGCUGUCCGCCACCAGCCGAGGCCUGGUGGCCGCCGAACACCCCGACAGCGAGCGCGUGGGCAUGCGUCAGUCGCAGGUGGACAAGCUGUACGCCGGGCUGAAAGAUCUGUCAGAGGAGCGGCGAGGGAAACUGGACGAGCGCUUCCGCCUCUUCCAGCUCAACCGGGAAGUGGACGACUUGGAGCAAUGGAUCGCCGAGAGGGAGGUGGUGGCCGGCUCGCACGAGCUGGGGCAGGACUACGAGCAUGUGACGAUGCUGCAGGAGCGCUUCCGAGAGUUCGCCCGCGACACAGGCAACAUCGGGCAGGAGCGCGUGGACGGCGUGAACCGGCUAGCGGACGAGCUGAUCAACGCGGGGCACGGCGACGCGGCCACGGUGGCCGAGUGGAAGGACGGCCUGAACGAGGCCUGGGCCGACCUGCUGGAGCUGAUCGACACGCGCACUCAGAUCCUGGCCGCCUCCUUCGAGCUGCACAAGUUCUACCACGACGCCAAAGAGAUCCUGGCACGCGUAUUAGACAAACACAAGAAGCUGCCCGAGGAGCUGGGCCGUGACCAGAACACGGUGGAGACGCUGCAGAGGAUGCACACCACCUUCGAGCACGACAUCCAAGCUCUCGGCACGCAGGUGCGUCAGCUUCAAGAAGACGCCGUUCGUCUUCAGUCGGCGUACGCCGGGGAUAAAGCCGAUGACAUCCAGAAGCGGGAAGGAGAGGUUCUGGAGGCCUGGAAGAACCUGCUGGAGGCGGCGGAGGGCCGACGAGGGAAGCUGGCGGACACUGGGGACAAGUUCCGCUUCUUCAAUUUGGUGCGCGACCUCAUGCUGUGGAUGGACGACGUCAUCCGGCUCAUCGAGGCGCAGGAGAAGCCGCGCGACGUGUCGUCGGUGGAGCUGCUGAUGAACAACCACCAGGGCAUCAAGGCCGAGAUCGACGCGCGCAACGACAGCUUCACCGCCUGCAUCGAGCUGGGAAAGUCUCUCCUGGCCAGGAAGCACUACGCCUCCGACGAGAUCAAAGAAAAGUUGCUGCAGUUGACGGACAAGAGGAAAGAGAUGAUCGACAAGUGGGAGGACCGCUGGGAGUGGCUUCGACUGGUGCUGGAGGUGCACCAGUUUUCUCGAGACGCGGGCGUGGCCGAGGCUUGGCUGCUGGGCCAGGAGUCGUACCUGUCCAGUCGCGAGAUGGGCCAGAGCGUGGACGACGUGGAGAAACUCAUCAAGAGGCACGAGGCCUUCGAGAAGUCUGCCGCAACAUGGGAGGAACGCUUUGCUGCCCUCGAGAGGUUGACCACGAUGGAAUUACUGGAAGUGAGAAGAAAGCAAGAGGAAGAAGAGAGGAAGAAUCAGCCGUCCGCCACCGAGGCCGCCGCGCAACAAAGGGAUGGCGAGGUGCCGAAUCAGAACGGGCUGAGCAGCGAGCAGGACUCGGCCAGGGAGGACGGCGGUGAGACGGUGAACGGCGUGGCGGAGGGCAGCCCCGCGGGCUCGCCCGGGUCGGUCCGCAAAGCCAAAGUGGGGCAGGCUGCAACACUGCCCGUCAAGGGCCAGCAGGAGGCGCCGGCGGCCCCCAACUCGCAGAUGGACGGCUUCCUGCACCGCAAGCACGAGUGGGAAGGACACAACAAGAAGGCUUCUAGCAGGUCGUGGCACCACGUCUUUUGCGUGCUGAACCGCCAGGAGUUGGGCUUCUACAAGGACGCCAAGAGCGCCGCACAGGGCACGCCAUACCACGGCGAGAUCCCCGUCAGCCUGCGAGACGGCGACUGUCAGGUGGCGCUGGGAUACAAGAAGAAGAAACACGUCUUCAAGCUCAAAGUCACCGAUGGCAACGAGUAUCUCUUCCAAGCCAAAGAUGACGAGGAGAUGAACUCGUGGAUUUCGGCCAUCUCGGCAGCCAUCUCGGGCGAGAAGGGCGACGUGACGCCGAGCGGCCACAGCACGCCGGCGCCCGCCGCCCCCCGCGCCCACACCAUGCCGCCGUCGGCCUCAUCCGAAGCGACGGCGGCCGAGUCCAGCCCGGGCAAGCGCGACAAAGACAAAGAAAAACGCUUCAGUCUCUUCAGCAAGAAGAAAUGAAAGCCCGAGCACGAAGUUGUCUUUUCCCUCCUCUUUCUCUACCCACUUCCCUUCCCGUCCCGUCCCUCUGGUGCUGGUCGGCGGUCGCCCGGGGACCCCUCUUACGCAUAAAACUUCAAAUACAAAGAAGAAAUCCCAACCUUAGUCUCGUGUAACUUUUCCACUUUCCUCCCGUCCGCUCUGUGCCUAACAAUAAUCCACUCGGGCUCAGAAAAUUUGGUUGGUCCAUUUUCUAUCUUACUUUAGGCCCACUUUAAUAUUUUGUGUGAGCCCCUCCUAGUACAAAUCAAUUGAAAGUCUACCAUUGUCAGUGGCAGCUUAAGUGUUUAAAAUAUACACAAAGGAUUGGAGGAAUUUUUGAAUACAUAAAAGAAAAAUAUCGUUAAAACACCACCCGUAGGAGUUGUUAUGCUAGAUGCCACAGGAAGCUAACGUUACAGGAGUAAUAAUCUCAGAAAUAGUUUUUUUGGGGGGGGCUCCAAACAGCUAAAACACCACCAGUUGGAAUUGUUAUGCUAGCUGCCACAGGAAGCUAAUGUUAAAACAGCAUUACCCAGGAGUGAUAAUGUCAGAAAUAGUUAUUUUGGGGGCUCAAAAUUCCUAAAACACCGCCGGUAGGAAUUGUUAUGCUAGCUGCCACAGGAAGCUAACGUUAAAAUAGCAUCACACAGGAGUAAUAAUCUCAGAAAUAGUUGGGGGGUUUUUUGGGGCUCCAAACAGCUAAAACACCACCGGUAGGAAUUGUUAUGCUAGCUGCCACAGGAAGCUAAUGUUAAAAUAGCAUUACCCAGGAGUGAUAACGUCAGAAAGUUUUUUGGGGGGCUCAAAAUUACUAACACACCACCGGUAGGAAUUGUUAUGCUAGCUGCCACAGGAAGCUAACGUUAAAAGUGUAUUACACUGGAGUGAUAAUGUCUGAAAUGUUUUUUGGGGGCUCCAAAUUGCUAAAACACCACCGGUAGGAAUUGUUAUGCUAGCUACCACAGAAAGCUAACGUUAAAAUAGCAUCACGCAGGAAUGAUAAUGGCAGAAAUUGUUUUUUGGGGGGCUCACAAUUGCUAAAACACCACCGGUAGGAAUUGCUUUGCUAGUUGCCACAGGAAGCUAAUGUUGAAAUAGCAUUACACCGAAGUGAUUAUGUCAGAAAUAGGUUUUGUUGGGACUCCAAACAGCUAAAACACCACCGGUGGGAAUUGUUAUGCUAGCUGCCACAGGUAGCUAACGUUAAAAGUGCAUUACGCAGGAGUGAUAAUGUCAUAAAUGUUUUUUGGGGGGCUCCAAACAGCUAAAACACCGCCAGUAGGAAUUAUUAUGCUAGCUGCCACAGGAGGCUAACGUUGAAAUGGCAUCACACAGGAGUGAUAAUGUCAAAAAUAGUUUUUUGGGGGGCUCCAAACAGAUAAAACACCACCGGUAGGAGUUGUUAUGCUUGCUACCACAGGAAGCUAACGUUAAAAUAACAUCACGCAGGAGUAAUAAUGUCAGAAAUUGUUUUUUUUUUUGGGCUCCAAACAGCUAAAAUAGUUGUACCGAUUAGUUUUUUCGAAUAAAUACACUUUUUUUUCCGUUAAUUACUAAAUUACUGCAUACUCACUUGACUGUAAAAUCAUAGCUUAUCGUUAGCAUGGUCAGCACUGCUUUAUUCAUUGUUUGCCAUUGACGGCAAUAGAAGUCCAAUCCAUUUGAAGUGGGAGUGUGGCAGCGAAUGAACGUUCGUUCAUUGGACUUCUACUCGUGAUAAACUUGUUUAAAGGAUGAAUACAAUCAUCAUCAAUGGCACUCAUUAACCCCACUUAAAUCUGGUUUCAAUCCAGAUUGAAUCAACGUCAAAACCAAAAAUUUGUUCCAGUUAAUGUAUGCGACACGUUUUUUCCCCAGAUUUACUCCAUAUUUAAACCUUGUUUCACGCAAUUUUAUUCUCGCAUGGACAAUUAUUUAAUCCAGGUUGGGUCCAAAUUGAAUCCAGGCUCAAUCCUGGUCUUUACCGGGUCGAAGCUAGGUUUGUUCGCGCUCGCUCAAGCGGAUGUACAAGUUGUGUAUAAGUACAAAAGAAUCCUCUGAAAUAUGUAUUCUCAAUGCUACUAAUCUGCGUGCUGGACUACGGGCCAGGUUUAAUCCUCGUUUAGUCCAAAUAGAAUCCGGGUGUUAAUCCGGUUUAGUCCAGAUGUAAUCAUUAUUUAGUCCGGGUUUGAUGUGAAUUCCUGAAUGUGUACAAGUUGUGUAUAAGACAAACUAAUGUGGCGUCUUGUCGCUUCUACUAAACUGCUCGCUGGACUGAAACUUUUGUCAAUGAAGGAAGAAUGAAAAGGAAGGAAUGCGGAUCGCGCGCCGGCCUUCCCGAACUACUACUUCUUCUCGUCGCCUUUAAAAACACUAGAGUCGCUCGCUUGGCGCUUUUUGAUGGUGGCUUGCUUUUUCUUUGGCUUUUUCUCUCUUCCAAUUUUGUUCUUACUCUGCCUGGAAACAAGGCAGCCAAUGAGAGGCAGCCUGGCUUUGGACGCUGACUUUCCACAUCUCACCGACACUUUUUUUCGGGGUUUGGUGUGUGUGUGGGGGGGGGGGGGUUCUUUUCAGCGCGUAUGUGCGCCGCGGUCACCGUAACUGUAGUAAUCGUUAGUUCAUCCCACACAAUCAAUAACGCCGCCACGGGUUUGGGGGGGUCACUGCUAGUCGGACGUGCACCUGUAGACUUGCCCCUCCCCCUUCUCGCCCUCUCUCUCUCUCUCUGUUACAUAAAUGCAAAAAGCCAUUAAAAUGCUUUUAAAACAUA